AUGGAAGUAAAAUACUUGAUUCAUGUUCUGAUACUAGUCAGCUGUUGUCUUGGUGCAUGGGGGGGUUUACCUCCUGAAAUAGAAAAAUGCAAGUCGACCGAUAACGACGACUGUAUAGCCAAGAAUAUACUAAAAGUUCUGCAACUCUAUCCUCAUGGUUAUGCUGAAAUGGGGUUACCAGAUGUUUCCUCAAUAGUCGUUAAAGAUAUCGUAUUGUCGGAAAGUAAACGUGAUUCACCCAUACAAUUAAAUUUCAAAUUCAAUACAUUAACCGUUAAAGGCCUGGAAACGUUAAAAAUUUUACGUGUUCAUGGAUUUAAUAAGAAUUUAACAAAAAGUAUUGAAAUUGAGUUUCUGAUUCCUAAAAUUACCAUCGAUGGGGACUAUGAAAUUAAUGGAAAACUUUUGCUUUUGCCCUUGAAUGGAAAAGGUUUGGGUAAUAUUGCUUUAAAGGAUGUUUACUCCAAGUACAAGGUGAAGGUACAAGUGGUUAAUCGUAAUAAUACGAAUUAUGGUGUAAUAGAUAAGAUACAGCUGAAAGAGUUAGAUCCAAAGAAAAUGAUUUUUAAUUUGCAAAAUAUUGUGAAUAAUAAUGCCAUCCUUUCGGAGAGUAUUAAUGGAGUCAUAAAUGAGAACUGGAGUGAUCUUUGGUUAGAAAUAAAAAGUAAUACAAUUAGAUAUGUGGAAGAUAUAAUUCGGAAUAUUUUGAAUGAUAUAUUAAAAGAAUUGCCGGUGGAUGAGUUUUAUUUGGAUUAA
Molecule: messenger RNA, 756 nt
Organism: Calliphora vicina (urban bluebottle blowfly)
Lineage: Eukaryota; Metazoa; Arthropoda; Insecta; Diptera; Calliphoridae
Product: circadian clock-controlled protein daywake-like
Exons: 3
Coding region: 1-756 (251 amino acids)
Source: RefSeq, a predicted model, not a curated record